UAGCUUUGACAUUUAACUUUCUCCACAUCAGUGUUUUUAGAUUUUAGUAAAUAAUACAUAUUUUGUAACAAAAGAAAAUUCUUAAUUCGGUAUUCGGUAUAAGUUUAAUGAAAACCAAACGUUUGCAAAUUCCACCUCAAUUAGUGUUAUACAAAGUGUAAACGAAGUAUAAUGGCAAACUUAUCCACUUCACCAUGGGAAGAAGUGAGAAAGCAGGCACGUCAUCUUGAGAACGAUAUUGACGUCAAAUUGGUCGCAUUUAGUAAAUUGGGAGUAAGCUCCGGCGCAUCUAGUUUGAGUUCAGAAAAUGUGCCACUCAUUAAUAGUGAUGAGAUGUUUGAAACUUUGUCAAUGGAACUGCAGCAAUUGCUUACAAAGUUGUCUGCCAUCAAUGACAAAAUGGCUGAUCUAGCCCCAACUGGUACUGCCACCUUACACACUCUCAAAAGACAUAGAGAGAUUUUAAUGGACUAUCAACAGGAAUUCCAAAGAACAUCAGCUCGAGUAAAUGCACGGCGAGAGAGGGAAGAACUCCUGAGAGGUGGAAGCCCCCCACCUGGUGCAUCGGCAGGCCUCAGCCGACGAGAUCAAUAUGCCAAAGAAGCUAAUCACUUGCACAGUUCUCACAUAUUAGUGGAUGAGCAGAUAAACAUAGCAAUGGAAGCUCGUGAGCAUCUAACAUCACAGAGACAAGCCUUCAAAAGAAUGCAGACAAGAUUUAAUGAUAUCACAAACAGAUUUCCAAUGUUAAACAGCCUGAUAUACCGGAUCAACGCGCGCAAACGGCGCGACUCACUCAUAUUGGGGAUAGUCGUAGCUGUCUGUACAUUCCUGUUGUUGUUCUACGCGUUCCAUUAAUAUAAUCCGAAAUUAUAAGUGAUAAUAGUUUUUAAGGUACUCUAAAAUAUUUAAAUAUGUUAUACUUACUUAUUUUGUUACUUGUGUCUUAAUUUUGACCAUUACAAAUGUUUUAAUACACACUAGUAAAUCGUUAUCUGAGUUAGCGUGAUUUCAGAUAACUACAAGUACCAAAACAAUGGAGUAAAGUACUUUAUAGAUUAAUAAUAUAACUGAUUGUUGAGUGUGUGACUUUUACAAAAUCAUCAAAACGUGUGGUAUUUACAGUUACAGCUGUUGUGAGACUUAGCACAUUGAAUGAAAUAGGCAAUAAGAGAUUGUUUAUUUAAUUUCAGACACAUGUAAUAUUCUAUAACUUUUAUGAAGAGAAAUAAUUUAAAGAAACUUUUAUUUGUUAAACAGUGAUUGUUAGGGU
Messenger RNA from Aricia agestis (brown argus), 1273 nucleotides. It is a transcript of the gene Gos28, whose product is annotated as Golgi SNAP receptor complex member 1. The record is from RefSeq and is a predicted model, not a curated record. Gene Ontology annotation, molecular function: SNAP receptor activity. Bases 172 to 858 code for a protein of 228 amino acids. Lineage: Eukaryota; Metazoa; Arthropoda; Insecta; Lepidoptera; Lycaenidae. Gene Ontology annotation, cellular component: Golgi membrane; cis-Golgi network; SNARE complex. Gene Ontology annotation, biological process: endoplasmic reticulum to Golgi vesicle-mediated transport; vesicle fusion. The transcript is spliced from 6 exons.